AUGACCUCUAGGGCCAAAGCUUCUCUUUCAGUUGUGGAUGAUGGAUCAAACUGGAGCAUGGGGCAAAGGCAACUUUUCUGCCUCGGGCGCGCGCUUCUAAGGAGAAGUCGGGUAUUGGUGCUUGAUGAAGCAACUGCAUCUAUUGACAAUGCAACUGAUACGAUCCUGCAGAAGACUAUAAGGACUGAGUUUGAAGCUUGUACAGUAAUUACGGUAGCUCACAGGAUACCAACUGUGAUGGAUUGCACAAUGGUGCUUUCGAUUAGUGACGGAAAAAUAGUGGAGUAUGAUGAGCCAAUGCGGUUGAUGAAGAAAGAAGGGUCGCUAUUUGGGAAGCUUGUCAAGGAGUACUGGUCUCAUCUCCACUUCAGAAAUCAGAAGAUGGAUGUCAGCAUUGAUCUCACCCUGACCCUUGGGUUACCCUCUGCAAAUGAUUCUCGAGUACCUCGAUCUCCUUAUCAAGUCAAUACAUCUGCUGCUGCCGGUAGUCAGGGCUUUGGUUCUGGAGCUUCUGCUGGCAACGCUUAUGAGAGAGAAUACUAUGAUGCAACCAGUACUAUCAUGGAGUUCGAGCAGAGAUCAGUCUCAAGAGAAAUGAAGUACUGCGUGAUCGAUGUCUCCAUCACGAAAGGGAAGGUCGGGGGCUCAAAAAAAAGGAAGACACCCCACUCUGAUGAACGCCCCGUGGUGCCGAAACCCGAAGAUCGGAACAGGAGGUGCACCAAUAUCAACUGUCGGGCCUCUCAAACUCCAAUGUGGCGCACAGGACCUCUAGGACCAAAGUCACUAUGCAACGCUUGUGGGAUCAGAUAUCGCAAGCUCAAGCUGAAGGAGAAGCAAGGGGAGGGAGCUUAUUCCGGAGAGGGCAGCUCUAGUGCAUCAUAA
Molecule: messenger RNA, 885 nt
Organism: Fragaria vesca subsp. vesca
Lineage: Eukaryota; Viridiplantae; Streptophyta; Magnoliopsida; Rosales; Rosaceae
Exons: 6
Coding region: 1-885 (294 amino acids)
Biological process (GO): regulation of DNA-templated transcription; flower development
Molecular function (GO): sequence-specific DNA binding; DNA-binding transcription factor activity; zinc ion binding
Source: RefSeq, a predicted model, not a curated record